This is a messenger RNA of Endocarpon pusillum Z07020, 2988 nucleotides long. RefSeq lists its product as uncharacterized. Gene Ontology annotation, biological process: intracellular calcium ion homeostasis; monoatomic cation transport; transmembrane transport. Lineage: Eukaryota; Fungi; Ascomycota; Eurotiomycetes; Verrucariales; Verrucariaceae. The record is from RefSeq and is a predicted model, not a curated record. The coding region runs from base 1 to 2988 and encodes 995 amino acids. Gene Ontology annotation, cellular component: membrane. The transcript is spliced from 2 exons. Gene Ontology annotation, molecular function: monoatomic cation transmembrane transporter activity.
AUGUAUGCGCCGCCAAAGCGUGAACGUCCAGCUGGACGUACCUUUUACACUACUGUCCUUGCAAUAUCUACAAUCGCCGCUCUCUCCUUCAUCAAUCACCACCGUGGAAGUGCUGGACUUUCUCAUCAACUCGAGGGCAGAUCGCUGGGGUUCAGGCGGGAUGAAGAGUGUCGGCUUGUUUACAGAUCUCCUGACAAGUGCGCCUUUGUGAAAGCCAAUUGUCCUGACGAAGAAGCCGGCCUGAUAUCCUACCUGCAACUCUAUUACUGCUCACACUCAAGCGCGCAACCUAUCGCCUUCGGAAUACUCGUAAUAUGGAUCGGUCUCCUGUUCAGCACGAUCGGUAUUGCUGCCUCCGACUUCCUAUGCAUCAACCUGAGCACCAUAUCCAGCAUCCUUGGUAUGAGUGAAAGUCUGGCAGGAGUAACAUUCCUUGCGUUUGGAAAUGGAAGUCCGGAUGUGUUCUCGACGUUUGCCGCCAUGAGCAGUCAUAGUGGCAGUCUAGCUGUGGGUGAGCUUAUCGGAGCUGCCUCGUUCAUUACCGCGGUGGUAGCAGGGAGCAUGGCUCUGGUCAGACCGUUCAAGGUCACUCGAAAAAGCUUCGUUCGAGAUGUUAGCUUCUUUGUGGUGGCGGCCUGCUUCAGCAUGGUAUUCUUAGCCGACGGUAGGCUGCACACGUGGGAGUGUGCCUGCAUGGUCGGCUUCUAUCUCUUCUACGUUAUCUUUGUGGUUACUUGGCAUUGGUGGCUUACGAGAAGGCAACGCCGGAGGCUGAGGGAAACAGCUGCCAGAUUACACCUUAACAUACCACGAACACAGGAGCUUGAUGUUGCAGAAGUAGAAGAAGACGAGGAGGCCCCUGCUGGCGAGACCACUCGUCUGCUACGACCCGUUUCUGAGGUUGAUUUCGCAGAUUUGGAAGGCAAUAUCACCCCAGCGUGGAAGGAGCCGGAUGACGAUGACGAUGAACAGCGAGACCGACAUCUAGCCGAAAUACAAAGCAACAUGCGUGUGAGCAGACCUCCAAGAGGUGAGCGGAGGAAUACAAUCAAUCCGAUCAGGCCGUCACUCGUUGGAGCUCUGGAGUUCCGCUCGGUGCUUAACUCGCUCGGAAAACGAAGUAUGCAUGCACCUCAUAUUAAUCUGCGGAGGUAUUCAGAUGAUCCAUCCGUUGUGCUCGGGCAAGGUAAUGCGCAAGCAUUGGAAGCUGCUCAUGCUAGAAGUCAUUCUCAUCAUCAAGGGGAUCCAAGUGGUCUGCGAACUUCUCACAACAACAGUGGACGUGGCAGGGCAGUCUCAGCGAACGACGCAGCAGGGUUGAGGCUCCAGAAACCGGCCCUACGUGGCGGAGAUGCUCUUUCUGAGUCAGGGAUCAAAAUAUCGUCGCCUCUGCUAGAGAGCCAGUCCCAGGCCUCCUCGACACCUGGCCUUUCUCCUGUUCUAGGCUCUCCAAUACUUUUUGUCUCUCCGCCAGCAUCCUCGCAAGCGUCCAGAGAUCAUAGUCGCGAGCCUCCGCUGAUUCGGUUACCAGACCGGCUUGCGCCUCCUGGCCCUUCUUUCCAUCGCCCUGAUUAUUUUGAUCAAGCCCACGACCCGAGUCCAGCUUCCAAUCUGUGGCCCCACAUGGGCAGCAAGCCAGAUGUGCCCAAAAUAUCGAUACCCCAACCACCUUCACCGACAUCAUCACCCUCAUCAGCCUUUCCAUUGUACACGGAUACACCGACGCAUUUGACGUCCGCAACGUCCAGGCCACCUAGCAUCCGGCUUCCGGCGCCAGCUUUGUCACCCCAGUCAAUUCAUGAACUGCCGUACGCUGCAGAGGACUAUGAGGAUUAUAACGAGUCGAAGCUGCGUGCAUAUAAAUGGUGGCCUUACAAGUAUUUGCCACCGCCUCAAGUGAUAGCCCGCACUCUAUUCCCAACAAUUUAUUCAUGGCGUGGCAAGAGUAUUUGGGACAAACUGCUUGGAAUUGUCAGUGUACCCAGUGUUUUCCUUCUGACUAUCACCCUUCCCGUUGUCGAGACAGAAAACAAGCGGGAACCUUUGGAAGCACCGUCUGGGCUUAUAACGCCUAGAGAGAAUCCACGGUUGAGAAGCGGAUCCCUGGUUCAAUUACCGCUCGACAGCCCAGAGCCUCCAGUGCAGCAAUUCGAGGUGCCUACUCACCCCAGCAAACAGAAUUCCUUGCAGGUCAAUCACGGCCAUCCCCUCAACCACCUCGACGACGACAUGUCCAAGCCAAAGGAAUGGAAUCGCUGGCUCGUCUGCCUCCAACUCUUCACCGCACCCCUCUUCACCAUCAUGAUCAUCUGGGCGAACCUAGACGACGACCACGACGUUCCAUCAUUCAUCCGUGCCAUCCUCUGCUCCCUCCUCCUUUCCCUAGUUUGCCUUCUCAUCCUCCUCGCAACCACAACACCCGAGCAUCCGCCCCAAUACCGCUCGCUCCUCUGUUUCCUGGGCUUCGCCGUAGCAAUCGCCUGGAUCUCUACCAUCGCCAAUGAAGUCGUCGGCGUCCUUAAAGCGUUUGGAAUCAUCCUCGGAAUUAGCGAUGCGAUCCUUGGGCUCACUAUCUUUGCGGUGGGGAACUCGCUCGGAGAUCUGGUAGCUAAUAUCACGGUGGCAAAACUGGGGUACCCUGUAAUGGCGCUGUCUGCAUGCUUCGGUGGACCAAUGCUCAACAUCCUCCUGGGCAUCGGCGUCUCGGGUCUCUACAUCACGAUCCGUCAUGGCGCCAAGGCUCACCAUAAACAUCCUGAUCGGCCGAUCGAGUAUCAACCAUAUGAGAUUGCGGUGUCGAAUACAUUACUCAUCUCGGGGAUCACCUUGCUGGUGACACUGGUGGGGCUGCUGGUGGUGGUUCCUUUGAACGGGUGGAUGAUGGAUCGCAAGGUUGGAUUGGGAUUGAUUUGUCUAUGGACCUUGAGCACGAUUGGAAAUGUGAUUGUGGAGGUGAUUGGAUGGGGCGGGGAUUUGGCUGUGUAUUGA